AUGGAGCAGCAGCAGCAGCAGACCAAGGAGACGCCUGUGGAGCAGGAAGAUGAAUCAAUCUACCGCCUAGUGAGAGAGAAAUACUCGCAGCUCAGUGACGGCUGCUCCUCUUCCUCUCACGGCCGUUACAAGGUGCUGGCCGGCAUCGUAAUGACCCGAGGAUUUGACCUCGGAUCAGCCCAGGUUGUGUCUCUGGCCACGGGGACAAAGUGUUUGGACUUGGACAGACUGAAUGAAGACGGAUGGACUCUGAGAGAUUGCCACGCCGAGGUUCUCAGCAGACGGGCGCUGGUUCGGUUCUUCUACUCUCAGCUGGAGCUGCUGCUUUGUGAGCAGCGAACGGAGGGGCAGGACCCGUCGAUAUUCGUUCCAGAUAAAGACUCGACUCACCGUUUCCGACUGCAGGAGGGAAUCCGAUUCCACAUGUACGUCAGCUUGUCGCCGUGUGGAGACGCUCGACUCAACUGCCCGUACGAAACCGCACCCGCAUAUCCCAGCAGGAGGUUUCGCUGCCACCUCAGGAUGAAGGUGAAUGGUGGCGAGGGGACUCUGCCUCUCGUCUCAACCAGAACCAAUCAGAAAUGGACCGGAGUGUCACUGGGUCAACAUGUCUGCAUGGCCAGCAUGUCCUGCACAGACAAAAUUGCAAAAUGGAGUGUGGCUGGCCUCCAGGGGGCGCUCCUUUCUCAACUGGUGGAGCCGAUUUACCUGCACAGCCUGACAGUGGGCAGGCUGAGCCACACGGGUCACCUGGGCAGAGCCGUGACCCGCCGUCUGGCUCGGGUCAAGCACCUGCCGUCCCUCUACAGACGACAGCAGCUGCUCCUCGGCUGUUUGAGCAGCAGAGAGGUCUGCCCAGCUGGAAGAGCAGGCGAUGUUUGUGUGAACUGGAGUUUCGGUGAACAAACUCUGGAGGAGAUCAGCAGCUUUACAGGGAGGAGCAAAGAUUCAGGGAGGGCGUCACGAAUAUGCAGACGCUUCCUGUUCAGCUGCUGGCUGAGGCUGGAAAACAAGCUAAACACUCCUGUUUCGGGUCCUGGUGCCACCACAGCGACUUAUCAGGCAUCCAAGAUGGGUGCUGGGCGCUACCAGAAGGCAAUGCAGCAGUUUAGCAACGCUCUGCAGGAUGUGGGUCUUGGUUUGUGGCCCAGGAAAUCUCAGAAAGUUGGUUACGUUAGUGUUAAUGUGUAAACCAUGCAGUAAAGUCUUACUAUGUAGAAAAAAUAAGGUUCUGAGAAGUCUGACGUGGACAUACAAACAAGUAUUGUGUUAUAAUCUGCAAAGAGUUAGAAAUAGAUUAAGUCAAAGAAAAAAGCUGGACUUGCCUUCAGUGGAUGUUACUUUAGUGAAGGUGAAGUUUUCCAGCUUUGUUUUAACAAACUGAACAAUGUCUCUGGAAAACAAUCCUGAUCUGUUGUCUUGAUGAAAAUGUUGAGUCAUGGUCUUAUACAGAUUCUCCUGUGUGAAAAGUCUUAGAUAAAUAGGAUGUAUCCAU
Molecule: messenger RNA, 1495 nt
Organism: Xiphophorus maculatus (southern platyfish)
Lineage: Eukaryota; Metazoa; Chordata; Actinopteri; Cyprinodontiformes; Poeciliidae
Product: double-stranded RNA-specific editase B2
Exons: 8
Coding region: 1-1191 (396 amino acids)
Biological process (GO): RNA processing; adenosine to inosine editing
Cellular component (GO): cytoplasm; nucleolus
Molecular function (GO): tRNA-specific adenosine deaminase activity; double-stranded RNA binding; double-stranded RNA adenosine deaminase activity
Source: RefSeq, a predicted model, not a curated record